Molecule: messenger RNA, 3552 nt
Organism: Talpa occidentalis (Iberian mole)
Lineage: Eukaryota; Metazoa; Chordata; Mammalia; Eulipotyphla; Talpidae
Gene: ANKRD45
Product: ankyrin repeat domain 45
Exons: 8
Coding region: 364-1140 (258 amino acids)
Molecular function (GO): protein binding
Source: RefSeq, a predicted model, not a curated record
GCUGGGGAUUCGGGGAACGUCAAACGCUGUGCUCGUGUCCCGUUCCCUGUAGUCCCAGGGUGACCACUCUACAAGUUUACAGGCCGCUUCAAGAGGUUGGAGUCAGUCGGACAAUGAUUCUUGUUGGCUGGGAAGAACCCUGAUACCAGAAACAAAGGAAUGUUGGAGAAGUCCAGAGACUGAGCCACUGUCAUGCAGAAGAUGAUGGCCUAACGGUGCCCUCAUGUUUGUAAAGGGGCUCAUCUUCAUCUUCAGAUGUUUCUUUUGUUUUUCACCAUCGGGUUCUUCACAGCAAAUGAGCCAUCAUUUUCCUGACUUCACCCUUUGGAGGGGACCCUGGCAAGGAGGUAUUUUUUGGAAUUAAUGGAGUCGGAAGGACCCCCAGAGUUAGAGAAUUCAGAAAAACCAGUAUUUUUACCACAAGAGGAAGGAGAAGUUAAUGAAGAAAAUGAAGGAGACAAAGAAGCAGAGGAUGUAAGCACAGUUAAUCCCCUCUUACAGCCUGCUCUCACAGGGGAUGUGGAAGGUCUGCAGAAGAUUUUGGAUGAUCCUGAGAACCCUCAUCAUGAACAAGCCAUGCAGUUACUUUUGGAAGAAGACAUCGUUGGGAGAAAUUUAUUGUAUGCAGCUUGCAUGGCUGGGCAAAGUGAUGUGAUUAGAGCUUUGGCAAAAUAUGGCGUGAAUCUGAAUGAAAAAACUGCCAGAGGUUAUACACUCUUACACUGUGCUGCAGCCUGGGGUCGUUUGGAAACUUUGAAAGCACUAGUAGAAUUGGAUGUUGAUAUAGAAGCUUUAAAUUUCCGAGAAGAAAGAGCUCGAGAUGUUGCUGCUCGGUAUUCUCAGACUGAAUGUGUUGAAUUCCUGGAUUGGGCAGAUGCGAGGCUGACUCUGAAAAAAUAUAUUGCUAAGGUCUCUGCAGGUGUUACAGACACAGAAAAGGGACAAAUGAAGCUCUUAAAGGAAGACAAGAACACCAUCCUCAAUGCAUGCCGUAUAAAAAAUGAGUGGUUAGAAACCCAUUUGGAAGCGUCCAUUAAUGAGAUUUUUGAACAGAAACAGCAAUUGGAAGAUAUUGUGACUCCUAUCUACACAAAAAUGUCUGCACCACGUCAAGUGAAGAGUGCCAAAUCUGUAUCCUAAGCCAUGGUCAGAAAAGAAGUCAAGAUCAUACCUUCUAUUAACGUGUAUUUUAUUAAAAUAUUUUUCUUCUAGUAUUUUUAAGAGCAAACCUAUUCGUGUCAACUGAAGUUAAGAAAAUAGACAUUGGAUUUUAUAAUAAUGUUUAAAUAUGGAACUAAAACAACCAGUUUUGUUUUACUCUAUUCACUGUGCUUAUGUCCAGACUCUCUGACCUGACUUCUGCUCCCUCAAAUGCAUACCAUGUGAGUUCCAUGUGCUCCUUCCUUAGGGUACUUUGGGGUGAAUCCCAAAUCUGUCUGGAAGCUCUAAAAUCUAUUUAGAAGAUCUAAUAAAGUUUGUGUAACUGAGGCAGGAAAUUGCCAUUCAGUUGAGGGAUUCUGUAAGAAAAGGCAUAUUUCCAGAGGAUGAUUUGUUCUCCCUUUCUAAGAUGGAGAGUGAUGGAAUGACAUCCAGAGGCAGGAAAUAUUAAGAAUGGUUUGGAUCAGAGUUCUCUGCUUCUAUAAUGCUGUUUAUGUCCAAAUCAAAAUUCACCUGUAAGAUGGUAUAUAGUUAGAAAACUUUCUUAUUUCUUUGUCUUUAACUUCCUUCUAUCUUUAAAUUAAAAAAAAAAAAAACUUUAGCUUUCCCCUAUUCAGUCAGUUUGGCAAUACAAAUAGUGUCACUGGACCCUGUGUAAUUUUUCUGUCUAUUCUAUUUUUUUUGAUUUUGAAUAUAAGUGUUAGUUUCUCAUUAGUGAUUUAGAAUGUUGUUUGUUCUAAUGUUACUUGUUAUUAAUUAAGCCCCCAAACCUUCUACUACCUGUAAAUUCCUAGAAAAGUUUGAUAGAAAAGGAAAUGUAAAAAAAAAAAAAAAAAAAGAACCAAAGCCCAAGAACAUUGAUUUGUUGUUGGUUGACUUGCUCUUCUUUCUCCCACCCUGAAAGAUACUUUUCUGUUGUAGAGAGGAAGGAAAAGAAACAAGCAAUCAGUAUUUCCUUAUUAGUUGAUAUUUUUCCACCUUUGGUUUUGAGGUAACACUGUUUUACAUCUGUUUCACAAAUUUUAAAGUUUUGAGAUUUUUUUGUGUGUGAGCAAUUCAAUUUCAGUUGCCUUAAGCAAAAGAACAACGCAAUAAUUCUUCCUCUUCUCACUGGUAGACCCAGUGGGUGUUAAUGGAGUGGUACAAAGGAGACCCGUAUUUCCUUCAUUCUCUUAAUAUUGUAUAUAGUGAGAAUUCCUUUAUCUUUAAGCACUGCAAUAAUUUGGGAAAGGGCAUGCACCAUUUUUGUUGUUCCCACCUUAAAAUUCCUGAGCCUUGAUCUUGAAUGUGAAACUACUUUCCAGGCAUGUGGUCCUGCUAAUGAUUAGUUUCUGCUAAUAGUCUACUUGGGUAAAAGAUGUCAACUGCAUGGAGAUGGGAGGAAACUAGACUUUUGGUGAUAAGAAUAAUGUUGUAUAUGCAGAUAUUGAUACAGAAGUCUGUACACUUGAAACCUAUAUAAUAUUUAAAACCAAUGUUACUUCAAUAAAAAAUAUCACUACUAUUUACUAUCACUAUCAUUUAAUAAAAGAAAAAAUUUUUUUAAAGAAAAGACAUUUUUAACUCCUGAAAAGAAGGACAAAUACAAUUUCAGUAGAAGGCUCUACCCUUUAAGGUGAAUAAAUUAAGCUUUGUUAUAGACUUUUUUAUUUUUAUCGUUUUGUCAUGUAGGAUGGAAAUUUUGUUAGGAGUCACUACUAUCCUCUGCAACUAUGAGACUAUUGGCCUUUGAGACUAUUGCUCUAUUCUAAGCUAAAGCAGCUUAGGUCAACACAAUGGCACAAAUUGUAAAGGUGUGACAAUGCACCCCAAGGCUUGAUCUAAUAUGUGAUAUAUUGUAUUUUCUAAGACUAGCUCAUCUCCCAUCCCACACACUUUUCUCACAAUUUGGUCAUGACAUUCUUCACAUGAUGGUGGAGCAGGGGUGAGGUGUCUCUAUUCUCCCUUCUUUAAUCUGGGCAGUCCUAUGACUACAGUGAAAGUAAUACUACAUGAUUUCCAGAAAUCAUAAAAGAUUGUAAGAGUUCCGCCUAGUUCUCUUGAGAUAUUUACCAUUAGAAACCAGCCUGUGGAGAGACCCUAUAUGGACUGGAACUGAAGCCCAUAACCCUAGCUGAACUCUAUCCUGCAAUCAACCCAACCUGCUGACCAUAUGAGCGGCCAUGUUGGAAGUGGAUCCACCUGUUCACUUGCUGCCGACUAUGCUGUGUGGAACAGAGAUGAGCCUUCUCUGUUGAGUUUUGUCAAAAUUGUAGAUUUGAGGUAAAUAUAUGAUUGUUGUUGUUUUAAGCUGCUUAAGUUUGUGUCUGUCUAUUAUGCAGCAAUACAUAAUAUAUAAAUUUUUGAACCUGAAGCUCAGAAAAUAUGUGGCAUUGCUUUUUUUGGUGCUGGUUG